Messenger RNA from Ochlerotatus camptorhynchus, 3156 nucleotides. RefSeq lists its product as uncharacterized. The transcript is spliced from 9 exons. Gene Ontology annotation, biological process: synapse organization. The coding region runs from base 1157 to 2530 and encodes 457 amino acids. Gene Ontology annotation, cellular component: neuron projection membrane. Lineage: Eukaryota; Metazoa; Arthropoda; Insecta; Diptera; Culicidae. The record is from RefSeq and is a predicted model, not a curated record.
AUAAACCGGUGAUCGGUUACAGGAAUCUUCAUUCUGUUUUGUUUGUGAAGUGAACUGGUUUCGGGAUCGUAGUGGAUCGGGUGGAUUUUUCGGGAGCCGUGAAUCAGCGGUGAAAUGUGGUUUGUGAUGGAGGUCAACUGAUCCACUCUCACAUCACGGAAGAACCCAAGUAGGAUACUAAGUGAAUUUUAAAUCGUCCUCUGACUGUCCUCGCCAAGAGGGCGAGCAAAAGAAGAAAGAAAAAAAUAGUGCUUGUGAAUCCUAGUGAGUGUGUAUGUGUGUGUGUGACGAAGAGAAGAGUUGCCCCGGCUUCGACUGGGAUUAACCGGCGUGGGAAGCUCACAAUUGCGAGGAGGCGAAACGAGAAAGAAUUGCCCCCCAUUAGUCACAAUCAGGAAGAGCCUCGCGGGGUGGAGGUGAAAAUCAAGUGUCGGUUGGGAAAGACAAACCUGACCACUCAAGGGGGUCGUCCGUUCUACUCCAGUCUAGCUGCAGGAAAAUUUUGAUUUAUUUUAUUUGUGUCCAUAUUUUUUCUCGCUCGUGCCGGGUUUUGGGCUUUUUUCUUUUUUCUUUUUUGGCCUGCGGGCCUGUAGGCCCGACAAAUGAGUUUUAAAAAGGGCCGUAGAAAAAAGCUGCUGCCUCCUAAGAAGAAAACGACGAUCACGACGCCUACAACAACAUCGUCCAAGACGACGACGACGACAACGACGACGGCGAAGUGUAAAGCGUGAAAAUAUAUAUCAUUAUUAAUGCCACUUUUUAUUUAGCCUAAUUUUUUACCGUUAUGUUUUCCUUCGGCUAACUACCUUGGCCUCAGCUCCCCAAAACCCGCGAUCUUCCCCGAAGUGAACGUGAAACACGCGCGAGGGAAGUUUCCCUAAUGAGGGCAAUAAAUCGACGCGGAAAGGAACACGAAACGCGUGUCACCGUGGCAAAACAAGUACCCGAAUAGGCAUCAUCCUAACGAGGUCACAUUUAUCACGGCCUUCAGAGGAGGGGAUGAAAAAAAAAGUCCAACACAGCACGAGAUUCGAAAUAAACCAAAUCACGACACGAACACCUGAAAUAAAAUACAACAAAGAAACCAAAUUAACAACAAUCCAGUGGAGAAGGCGAAUAAAACCGAUUCCAAGUAACAGCCCAGUUUGGUCCAAGGAUGGGAAAAAUGAACUCGUUCACAAUCGCGAUCAGUGCAAGGACAUUUUCGCGGCGGCGGCGGUGGCAGAACGGAGUGGCCACCAGACUAGGUCGAACUUUGCCGAUGGUGAUUCUGCUUGUAACGCUCAAUUUGCGGCUGGUCAGUGGAGUGGCGGAUCCGGCUCCGCAGCGAAAGGUGAUGGAGCUAAGCGCCAGUAACGGUCAGGACGGGACCGACCGGGGACAUCCUUAUGGCGGCAUCACUUCGGCAGCGUCGUCGUCCGCUGGAUUAUCAUCCUCGUCGUCCGCAGCCGCUGGGAGCAGUGGAAGUGGUGGCAAUGCAGACAAGCCGUACUUUGACGAUGUCAACUCGCGGAAUGUAACCACGGUGGUGGAUGACAGCACCGUAGUGCUCAAGUGCCGCGUCAAACACAAAGGCGACCGAACGGUUUCCUGGAUGCGCAAGCGGGAUCUCCACAUACUGACAUCGGACAUCUACACCUACACCGGUGAUCAGCGGUUUUCGGUGGUUCAUCCGCAGGACUCCGACGACUGGGACCUAAAGAUCGAGUACCCUCAGCUAAAGGACAGCGGCAUCUACGAGUGUCAGGUCAAUACGGAACCGAAGAUCAAUCUGGCGGUCUACCUGGACGUUACAGAGGACCGAGAAUUCGUUCAAGCAUCGGGAGGAAACCACUUUAUCAGCACCACGGGAUUAGAUUUUCUCUCGACAGCAGCCCGGGCCAAGAUUACCGGUUCGCAGGAGGUGCACGUGAAGAAGGGCAGCACCAUCUCGCUGUCCUGCGUCGUCAACGUGCUGGCGUCAUCCAUUUCAUGGUACCACGGUUCUUCGGUGGUCGACUUCGAUUCGGCCCGCGGAGGCAUCAGCCUGGAAACGGAGAAAACCGAGGGUGGCACCAGCAGCCGGCUGAUGCUGACGCGAGCUACCCUGCGAGACUCCGGCAACUACACCUGCGUUCCCUCGGGGGCCAUCUCAGCCAGUGUACAGGUUCACGUUCUGAAUGGUGAACAUCCAGCUGCAAUGCAGACAAGCAGCGGAGUGGUGCUCUGUCCGUCACGUUACGUGCUAGUUUUUAUACUUGCAACCCUAAAUAGUUGUAAUUUAAGUAAAUUAAUCUCCUUCAUAUCAACCCUACUCGGCACGGAAAGGCAACGUCGACGUCGUUUCGUGCUGGCAUCAACGGCAGUCAGUCUUCUAAUUUGUAUCCGUCGUCGUUGUCGUUUUAUGCCCUCCAGUGACGGUAGUUGCACGAACACCAGCAGCAGCAGCAGUAGUCUCAAAAUCCGAUCACUGUCCAUCAGCAGCAGAAGCAGCACAGAAAUCAGCUCUCAAAGCUUGCGCGCGGCACCAACGUUGCUGCAAAAAAGAUGAUCCCCACGCUAGCAGCGACGUUAAUCCCAUUCCAAGGGAUAUCCUAGAACUUCCUCACCGUCGUCGUCAUCGUCACCCCAUUUCCCUUGCAUCAUCCAACGACCGACAUGCAGUCAGUGGGGGUUGUAUGUGGGUUGUACUUGUGAAUAAAAUAGCAUAGUAAAUAAUCAUAAAGGGGUAAAAUCAACUGAAAUAUUAGUCAGCAGUGAGAUCUUCAGCAAAACUAGAUGUAGUGUAAUUGAAAUGAGAACUUUUUCUACUAUUCAACACCUCUCUAAUACCUGUCCGUUGUGGGUGGAACUGCUGUUCGCUGUACGGGAUGAAAGUGACAAUUAAGAAAAGAACAAAAGUGAUGCUUUUACGGAGUUUAGCUGGAAUCGGAGGAUUUGUUCAAAGCUUGAUUUCUACAAGCUUUUUCCCGGUUUAUGUGAUUACUUAACUCCUGCUAGGUCAAAAUGAAACCCCUGAUUGCUUCGUGCUGUUUUGCACUGCAGGUCUUGUUGAUCAUAAAAUUAAACAUUAAUUAAACAGUUCCUGCUGAUGCAUUCGUCGGGAUGAUUUUAAUUUGUCCUGUCGGCAAUGGGUUUCAAUUAGUUUCUGAGCUCAGGUGCAACCAUGACACAAUA